ACUGAAAGCCAAGCCAAAGCCGACAAUUCUGCUGCAAACGUGCAUUCGUGUUCCUCUUGGAAGUCCUCGUAUAUAUAACGCCUAUGUCUGUGCUCGGGCUUAGCUCUACCAUGCAAGGGAAAACAGUCGCCCUCCUCCUUGGCGUCGGUGCCCUCACCUGUGUCUCCGCCCAGACCUUCACCCGCCUCGGCGCUUGUCCGUCUUUGGGCUGUGUCUUUCCCCCGGACCAAGCCAGCUUCCUCGCUGGUCAGUACUUCGACGUUCGACUCGAAGUACACGCACCAGUCAACGGCACUGAGGCAUAUAAUGCCGGCGUCCCAGACCAGAACUUCACCUUUUGCAUUCAGGCUAGUGACGACGGUGACUGCCAAGACGUGACAACGUUCUUCUCCGUCCACGAUACCGAGGUGGAUACUUACAACUUCACGUACUAUGAGGAUCUGUUUGCACAGGACGACGACACACCGUCUGUAGUCAACGUAGCUGCAAAAACGUAUCGCGGACUUGCCCUUUACACCCCCGGAUCAUACAAGGCAAAGCUAAAGUACUACAAUGACUGGGAAACCGUUGCCAACUGGUACGUUCGGGAACCGACUAAAGAGAAAGCCGCCAAGAACGUUAUCCUCUUUAUCGGCGAUGGCAUGACCCAGUCAAUGAUCACCGCUGCACGUCUGAUUGGUCACAAGUCCAUCAAUGGAGUGUAUCAAUCCCUCAUGCAGAUGGACCAGAUGGAAGCUCUGGGACACCAAAUGACCCAUUCGAUUGACUCUUUUAUCACCGAUUCUGCUAAUUCGGCCACUGCGUUGUACUCCGGAAAGAAAUCAACUGUGAACGCGCUCAAUGUAUAUGCUGACAGUUCCAAGGAUCCAUUCGAUGACCCCAAAUUCGAAACUAUUGCAGAGCUGUUCCGUCGACGGACUGGAGGCCCGAUUGGGAUGGUGUCCACGGCUUUCAUUACAGAUGCCACGCCAGCUGCGUUAUGCGCUCAUACUCGUGCUCGUGAUGAAUUGGCCGCUAUCGCAUACGAGUAUCUUUACGGUCCUUCCGCCUACACGCCGGACAUAUACUGGCCCACGAGCUGCGAAGGUCCUGACGUCAUUUUUGGUGCUGGUGCCGAACAGUUCAUCCCUGGGGACGGCUCCCCAAAUGGCACGGACUUUUACAAGGCCUUCGCGUCCGAAGGAUACCAGGUUGUCUACAACAACACCGAACUUCAGGCUGCCGGAAACGAUUCUAAGACACUUGGCAUCUUCUGCACUAGCAAUCUGGCCAAAUGGAUUGACCGUAACGUCUAUCCUGAGAACCUUGUUGGACUCGGAAACUCUCCAUCUGGCGACGGUACUGAUGCUCUCGACCAACCGGGUCUCAAGCAAAUGACCCUCAAAGCCAUUGAUAUCCUUCAGGAGCGCUCUAAGGCUAAUGACAGUGGUUGGUUCAUGAUGUCUGAGGCUGCAAGCAUCGACAAGAUGAUGCAUGUUCUGGAUUACGACCGCGCUCUUGGGGAACUUUUGGAACUUGACGAUACGAUUAAAGCAACCAUGCAACACCUUAAGGACAUUGGCGAAUACGAAAACACUCUCAUCGUUGUUACAGCGGACCACGGUCAUGGCUUUGACGUAUACGGUUCUGCCGACACCAAAUAUCUUGCCGCCCAAGCGUCCGACCGCAAGAAACGCAGCGCGAUUGGUGUGUAUCAGAAUUCUGGCUUGAGUGGAUACACCGUUGAGGCAGACUCCCUGCCCAACAACGCGACCGUUGUCUAUGGUGCUGAAGGACCCAAUUUCCCUGUCAACUGGGCGCCUCGCUACGCCUACGUUCCCGGUGUGGUCGCAUUCCCUGAUCACCGUGAGGCAUAUGGCAUCAACAAGACUGGCCCUCGUCUACCUGCUACUGAAGGCACUGACGGGAGCUACGAAGUCAAUCCCUACGAUCAGCCCCAUGGUUACAUCAUUAAUGGAAGUCUGCCUACCGACGAAGCACAAGGCGUUCAUUCUCUUACCGAUGUUUCUGUCUUUGCCAAUGGCCCAGGAUCAGAAGCAUUCAGAGGAGUCUACAACAGUAUUGAUAUCUUCUUCAAGAUUGCAGACGCACUUGCCCUCGGACGAACUAGCGAGGAUUAUUAAAUCUUUCUUCUACUCAAGUAUUUUACUCAUGUCAAUCCGCUGAACGCGGAGCAAGCUAUGAGACGAUUGUAGAUUUAAUUU
Molecule: messenger RNA, 2204 nt
Organism: Guyanagaster necrorhizus
Lineage: Eukaryota; Fungi; Basidiomycota; Agaricomycetes; Agaricales; Physalacriaceae
Product: alkaline phosphatase
Exons: 24
Coding region: 84-2123 (679 amino acids)
Biological process (GO): dephosphorylation
Molecular function (GO): alkaline phosphatase activity
Source: RefSeq, a predicted model, not a curated record